Messenger RNA from Cydia splendana, 3654 nucleotides. RefSeq names its product transcriptional adapter 2B (gene Ada2b). The record is from RefSeq and is a predicted model, not a curated record. Gene Ontology annotation, molecular function: zinc ion binding; transcription coactivator activity; chromatin binding. The transcript has 10 exons. The coding region runs from base 101 to 1405 and encodes 434 amino acids. Gene Ontology annotation, biological process: chromatin remodeling; regulation of transcription by RNA polymerase II. NCBI's taxonomy places the organism in Eukaryota, Metazoa, Arthropoda, Insecta, Lepidoptera, Tortricidae. Gene Ontology annotation, cellular component: nucleus; SAGA-type complex.
GUAACAUUCAGUGUCUAUGGCACAAGCGCAAAAUGACUUUUGAGUGAGUAGGUGCCGAAGGAUUGCCAACGAUUGAAUUUAUUUUAUUUUGUGAUUGACCAUGUCAUUUUCGGAUUUGUACGCCAAAUAUAAUUGUACUUAUUGUCAGGAAGAAAUAAAUGGUAUUAGAGUAAGAUGUACAGAAUGCACAGAUUUUGAUAUUUGCCUGCAGUGUUUUUCUUUGGGUGCUGAAAUAGGAUCUCAUAAAAAUGACCACGCAUAUCAGUUUAUGGACUCAGGAGCAUUUGGAAUAUUCUUAGGUCGAAGUAGUUGGUCUGCAAAUGAGGAAGUAAGACUCUUAGAUGCAAUAGAACAAUUUGGUUUUGGUAAUUGGGAAGAUAUCGCCAAGCAUAUAGAAUCAAAAACACCGGAAGAGGCCAAAGACGAGUAUAUAACUCGGUACUUAGAAGGCAGUAUUGGACGAGCAACCUGGGGUAAUGUCGAGAGCACUAGCCGACCCACACUGUUGUGCGCAGACAGAGAUGAGGGCCCGCUCGGGCCUAGUGCAGUAUCCAGAUUGCCACAUCUGGCAGUGUCCCCUGAGGAGGCAACACAGCUUAGUUAUAUGCCCAAUAGAGAUGACUUUGAAAGGGAACAUGACCAUGAGGCCGAACAGCUGAUCUCAACUCUAUCCAUCAGCCCUGAAGAUGAUGAGUUGGAUGUUGCUCUAAAACUCUCCCAAGUGGAUCUAUAUACGCGUCGUCUGCGCGAGCGCACGCGGCGGAAGCGGCUGGUGCGCGACUACCAGCUGGUCUCAGUAUUCUUCAACAACCAAAGAAACAGACAGAAGCUGCUCUCCAAACUAGCCAAAGAGAAGAAGGAAUUCACCGAGCGCCUCCGCUGGACCGCGCAGUUCUACGGUCGCGCGGAGCACGCGGCCGUGGUGGGCGGGCUGUGGCGCGAGCGCGAGCUGCGCGUGCGCCUCGCCGAGCUGCACCGCUACCGCCUCGCCGGCGUCACGCGCCUCGAGGAGUGCGCGCACUACGAGCAGCACGCCGCGCAGCGCAAGCCCCACGCGCAGCACGACGGCAGCAGUGGGUGCCCGGACAACAGCCAGACAAAAGAGUCAACGCAGACGCUGCUGCAAAGAAAAAGAGACGGAGAAAGCGGCUCAAGUUCCACCAGCCCAAAGUGCACACGGGACGGAAAUACCGCAUGUGGAUGCUGCAGAAAGAGCUCAUGCAGCGGCGGCUGCUCGAAGCGGCUGCUGACAACUAACGAGAUACAGCUCUGCACCGCACUGAACCUGGCGCCCACCCAGUACGUGACCAUGAAGGGCGUCCUUUUACGGCGUCCCCCCGCACACGACUCCGACCUCGACCUAGCUGUGCGCCACUACCUUCAGCGGGCCGGCUGGGUCCACUAGAGUAAUAUACACAAACAUAUAUAAAUAUAGGAGACUGGGUCACUUGAUUUCUUCUUCAGUUUUUGGGCAGUAGACUGGAGGGAUUGGGCAAUAGAAUAGUCGAGCGCACCAAACAUUUGAGUGAAAUAUUACAGACUGAAACAAGUAAAUGUACAGGCUGAUUUCGCGAGUAUGCUUAAGGAUGGUAUUCCACCUGUUCAAUUUCUUUGUCUAAUGUGCAUUGCUUCUCGCUCUCUCAUUAAGCAAAAUGUGAAUGUGUGUGUGACGCAAAUACACAUUUCCAACAAGGUUGACAAUGUAUUAUGGAGUGGCGUUCAAAGGGUUGAAAACAUACGUGGGUCAGUCUAUACGCCGUUAUUGAGUUAAUCAUAGGUCAUAUGGGGAUGUGAGAUGCGUUACUAGCACACAAGCACACAUAACUAGUUGCUGACCCAAUAUCAGGGUUCCAUGUUUCACUUUUAUCGAACUGAAAUUUGAACAUUGUCAUAGUGACAUUAAGUCGAAUUUCAACUAUCUUGAAAAUGUAACAUAGAACCCUGUAAUAUUGGGCCAGCGUAGUGGUAAAGCGUCUAUAAAACCCGAUUCCCACCGGCUUAUUUAAAAAUAUAUUUAUGAAAGAAACAUUGCUUUGGUUUAUAUUCGGGUAUGUUUAACGCUUUACCAUUGGCAAUACAAAAAGUAUUUAUAGUUCUAAAUAGGGCGCGUUUAUACACCAUCUCAUUUUAGCAGGUAGCUGCAUCCUGUACAGAUGUAAAUAGAAAACUUGCGCUUAUUUGACGCAACUAGAGUACAAUUCUAGUUGCGUCAAAAAAAGAUACCCUAUUAAAAUUUAAAGCAUUAAUAAAAAUAUAGGUAUUUUUAUAACAUAUAAUAACCGUUUGCAAUUUACUGUAACUAUUUUAGCCCAAAAUUUCUUGCUGUGUAAUUAAUAUACGAAAUAUAGUUACACCUGUUAGUAUUAUACAAAAAUAUUCAGUUUCCGGAAAAUAUAACCGAAAAAAUUCAUAAAAAAUAUAAUUGUUCGUUCUUAGCAUGUAAAAAACAACACCAAAUAAAAAUUAUAAUAUAAGCCAGACCAGAAAUGCAAUAAUGUCUCGGAAACAGCAGUGGCCUCACUUUAAAUUUUAGUGCUGUAUAUAACUUGUACAUAGUAUUUAAAUAAAUCAUGAAUUGAGCAGUGUCUUGCUUCUAAACGCCGAUGUCUAUGCAUUUUAGGUUGGGGACAAAUCAAUUCUGUAAAUAUUUUUGUUUAAUUUUAUUAUUGGAUUGUUUCUAAAGUCAAACGUAAAUUAGGUAUUAUACUGAGAAUGUUGUCUUCAUCUUUUUUAGAGUUCCGUACCCAAAGGGUAAAAAUGGGACCCUAUUACUAAGACUCCGCUGUCCGUCUGUCCGUUUGUCUGUCUGUCACCAGGCUGUAUCUCAUGAACCGUGAUAGCUAGGCAGUUGAAAUUUUCAGAGAUGAUGUAUUCCUGUUGCCGAUAUAACAACAAAUACUAAAAACAGAAUAUAAUAAAUAUUUAAGUGGGGCAACCAUACCACUAACGUGUUUUUUUUGACGUUUUUUGCGUAAUGGUACGGAACCUUUCGUGCGCGAGUCCGACUCGCACUUGGCCGGUUUUUUUCCUUUUAACCAACUCCUUAAAAAAAGUACCUUGUACUUCUGUGCGACAUUUUUUUCUUACUUUCGGAUAUACCUAUAAUUAAGUACAUCCGGAUCGAAGCAAUAUGAGUCUUUUUUUAUAUAAUUAUUUUUAUAUUUUAUAGUUAUAAUCGUACAUCACGACAUACGUCACAUACGUGCAAAAUUUUACAUGGUAUUUGUGUGAAUUUGGUAUUUAAGACAUGUUAUUUAUGCUGUAUUGUUUUGCACUUUGUACUCUUGAUACCGAUAUAUCCGCACCGCAGGUCUAACGCCAAAGACGGAUUAAUCGGUCACAGACCACAGAGCAACAUAGACCUACGUGCAUAUGCAUAAAGUUCAAUUUCAGUUUUGACACUUCGGUGACGUGGCGUCCGAGUGACAGCUUUUGUGUUUGACACGGUGUCGAAAAGGUUAAUGGAUUAUUAUAAAUAUUUAUAAACCGUGGAUUUGUCCCUGGUCUACAGCUUAACACUGCCUCGGCGUCCUAUUAUUUAAAAUAGCUUGUAUGUAGAUUAUUUAAAUUAUAGUAAUACAAUGUUUCCAAUAUCUAUAGACCUGGGUGGCUUCGACCAUUAAAUUAAGUUGGUUUUUAUUAAAGUUAUAUUCG